CGCUCUAGAAUCUGAACGCAUGAGAUUCUAUGGUUCCGUGGGUAGGCGUGUGAGCGCGCUAUGGCCACUCUAGGCUGAGGAAAGGCGGUAGCUCGUUCUAGCCUUAGCCUCCGGCGCACUCUAUAGUUGCAACCCGCCCACCCCGAGAGAGAGUGUGGGUGUAUAUGUGAGUGUGUCUGCCUGGCGGGGCCUACAAUGCAGGCAGCGGCUCUGGUUUCCUGAGGUGUUAGGGUAGCGCCACCGCUCUCGAUUCCCUUUGGGCGCAACGCGAGGCCAAGGCGAAGCCGGCAGUCUCUGAGCAAACCAGCAUGCCUGUAUACAAUGUUACCUAAAACUGGGUUCACAUGAGACUUAGUCGCAAAUGGAAGGAUGGUCAGGCAAAAUUUCUGCGGUGUUGUGUUUUUUAGGCUGAUUAUGGAAGAGGCGCACAAAAGCAGCAGUAACAAUUCAGCAACACCCCCACAAGCAACACCUUUACAAGGUACCACUCUACAGGCAGCUCAGCUUUCUCGUGUUUCUCAACAGAUGUCCCUUAGAGGUACAACUCCACUGACAGCAGUUCAACUUUCUGGGGAUCAGGUCCAGGGAGUCAUUCAUACAGCUCAGACCUCCUCUGUAAUUCACUCACCACAAGGGCAAUCAGUGCAGGUAUCUUUGUCAGAGAGUGAAGAUUCACAAGAUUCUUCCGAUAGCAUAAGCUCUUCACAGAAAGCCAGAGGUAUCCUAGCACGUCGUCCAUCUUAUAGGAAAAUCUUGAAUGAUCUUUCUUCUGAAGACACACGAGACAGGAAAGGAGAUGAUGCAAGUCCUGGUGUCUCUACUAUCACAUCAAUGUCUGUCCCUACACCUGUUUACCAAACAAGCACUGGGCAAUAUAUUGCCAUUGCUCCAAAUGGACCAUUACAGCUGAGCAGCUCAGCUACAGAGAGUGUGCAGGGUUUGCAGACAUUUACAAAUGCUGGUGGAACUCCACUGUUACAGUAUGUACAGACAUCUGAUGGUCAGCAGAUUCUUGUGCCAAGCAACCAGGUAGUAGUGCAGACUGCAUCAGGAGAUAUGCAGACAUACCAGAUACGCAGUACACCAACCAGCACUUCCCUCCCACAGACUGUUGUGAUGACGACUCCUGUCUCCUUGACAUCUCAGUCAACCAAGACAGAUGAUCCACAGUUGAAACGUGAAAUACGACUGAUGAAAAACAGAGAAGCAGCCCGAGAGUGCCGUAGAAAGAAGAAAGAAUAUGUUAAAUGUCUUGAAAAUCGAGUUGCUGUCCUUGAAAACCAGAACAAAACUUUAAUUGAGGAACUGAAAACUUUGAAAGAUCUUUACUGCCAUAAAAAUGUAUAAAAGGAGAAAAAAAGCCUUUUUUGUGAACAUCAGAAUUUCAGAGGGAUUUUUAUAUUAAUUUUUAAAAUGAAAAUGAAAGGUCAGAAUGAAUCUCUUCUAUUCAAAUUCUACAAUGUAAAGACUUAAGAUUUUAUUUAGAACUCGUUUUAUGGCAGAGGACAAAAAGAAAGCAUGAAACCUCGUGAAGAGUUCUUCUGGCACAACUGGAAUCUUCAUUUAAAUCAGGAUAAGUGGAUGUGCACAUUCUGUCAAUCAAGAUGUUUGGAUUUCUUGAGUUACAGUUGAAUUUUAAAAUGUCUGUACAAUUUGAUUGCAGUUAUGCAGAAAAGCUGAAUAUUUUGCCUUCAGCUGUGACUGUCUAUUAAUGUAUGUAACUAGCAUAUGUUAAAAUUUAUUAUCUCUGAUACUCAAUUUGUUUGGCCCUCUUCACAUGCUUAGGAUCUUCUCCACAGGUAUAGUGAAUGUGCAUAUAGCAGCAGGUUCUGCCCCCCCUCCCAUCUAUGCACUGGAAUACAUAUCUAUAAUAUGGAUCCAUAUAUGCCAGACUAUGCAGCACUCCAUGAUUGGAAACCCUAUAUUGUCAGACUUUCCAGUUGUAUGGAGCCCUGCUGACCUUUGGAUUUCAACAUGCAGGGCAAAACCUGUUGCUGCCGACCUGUGUGUUCAUUGAAUGUGUGGCGAAGAAUCGUAACAAAAUUUUCUAUUACUUGUAUGUAAAUAUUUUUUGCUUCAAACUGUACAUUCUAAUCUGUGUGUUGAGAAGAUAGAGACACUACUUUGCUAGAAGUCCAAGAUAUAUUAGCUUUUAACAGGCAGGCAAUUUAAUUUAAAAGAAGUGUGCUGUGUUUAUCAGUAUUGGUAAAGGCAGUGGGCUCUUUGUAGCCAAAAAGUCAUGCUACGCACAUGGAUGUGGUCAUGAAGAGUAGAUAACAUGCAUAAUGCCUUUAUUUGCAUGACACAAUAAGCCAGAGUUUGUCUUACAUGGCUUCAUCAUGAAUGCACGGUCCCUUCUGUGUGGGUCCCCGUGCAGCUUUUUGUCCUUGUAUGGUGGCUGAGUAGAUCAAACAAGUCAUAGUAUGGCUUGUCAUGUCAUCCAAACCAGCCAGUGGUUGGUUGGUUUCAAAUAUACCACAAAUUGUAAGCCAAAAACUAACCAAGGUUUGUACAUUGUAUAUUUUUGUGUUACUGCUUACUUUACAGUGAGGAAAAGCUGCAUGGGGAUCCUUGCGGCAGGGGCCAUGCAUUCAUGAUGAAACCAUAGUUUAAGACAAACUCUAGCUUACUGUGACAUGUAAACCAGGCCAACUUAUCAUUACUGAUGCCAAUGUUUUGGUAUGUUUUGUACAAGAGAACAAAUGUUGCAGAAAUUGUGUUUUAUACAAGAGAACAAGAUGUUGCAGAUAGUAUUUUCAAAGGGCUUUUGUGUGUAUGUGUUUGGUCACUGGGUAGAAAAAAUAUCUUGAGAUAAAUGGAAAUUGUUUCAAGUGAACAGGCAUCACAUAUUCUGUUUGAAGAUGCAGUUUUGCUUGCACAGAAAUAUUAAACAAACUCCAGGUUUCCUAGCUCUGCCCAACUUCAAAACAUAGUGAAGCUAAAAUUAUCUACCAAAGGUAAAAUAUAAUAUGAUGUUUAUAUAUAUUAAAGUGCUCAAUUACAAAACUCAAUUUAUAAACUUGAUAGUAACUUGUUGAAGCAAUUUCAAUUUUUAUAAGUAAUCCAGCUGAAAUAGACACCCUGCUAUUUUUUUAUAGUUGAAGAGUUGCCUUUACAAAUUCUAUAAUUGAGUUUAUAUUGAUAUUUUAAAUUUUUAUAGUGUUUCAGUAAAUGAUAUUUUCCCUCUCAGAUUAUCAAUUUUAUAUUUUUAUGAGAUGCUUAAGAAAAUUAGAGCCUAUUUCUAUGUAUUUCAUUAGGCAAUUUUAAUUUAACAAAAAUGUGAGAAUAUUUUUGAGAAAAAGUUUAGUAUUCACAGAAAAUACAUGAGUAUAUGCAUUCACUAUAAAGAUGCUGUCACAGAUAAUAGCGUCAUUUUGGUUCUUGUUUUUAAGGAAUGUUACAAGUAUCUUUUGACAUUAACUGGAUUCUGAGCAAGCAAUGAAUAUUAACGCAAACAACGUAGCCUUACCCAAGUUAAUACUGAAUCAUUCCAAUGGUGACCUAUGAAUGUCACCAGUAAAUGAAUUAUAGUAAGAGUGAGGACAAGAAUAUACAUGCUUGUUAUGCUAGUGCAAGCCUUUGUUAGAAAUAUUGGACAGUUUUAAAUUAUGGCACAGCAUUCCACAGACGGUUCCAUUAAAAUCCCUUCCAAUACUAAUUUUGGUGGUCUGGUGACUAUGAGACUCAGGUGAUCUCCCAGAUAUGCAGAAAAAUGUUUGUAAACAUUUUUAGAAUUUCUCACCCCUCAAGGAGAACUGAGCAUGGUUGUCCUCUGAGAGCUACAGAAUAUUUGAAUGCAAGUAGAGGGGAAUUGUUCUGACUUAGCCCCUACCAAUUCGAGGAUCAGUCCCCAGGAGGGGAAGGAGGCAAAUAUUCUCCAACUUAAUUUCUAAUCCCUGAACCAAUAUGCUAUAAACUAUUAUGGGUUCUAAUUACUUUGAAGCUAAGAGGGGGAUAUAAUUAGGACUGUUUAUGGCUAAAAGAAGACUGAAAUUAGGGUCUGGGGAUGCAAACCCUGAGGAGGAUAUCUGGUCCCCAUUAAUUCCCCCUAACCUCUCCCAUACACUAUGGGGAGUGAGGGAUAAAUAGAUCUCCCCAUGCUGCCUUGUACUGCUCAGGUUCAGGGACAGGAAAGCAGCUUCCUUUUCACCUGGCACUCAAUCUCAGCAGCUAGCAUCAUAGGCCAAUUGGACUAACAUACCAGAAUGCUGAGAUUCAGGACUAGGUACUCAAGUUAGUAUUAGAGCUCAGCAGCCAGCCAGAUGGGUGACAGAAAUCCAAAUUCAAUAAAUGAAUUUAAAUUUCCGAAUUAUUUCCCCUACCUCACCAUCUGUAUUGCUGGAGGUUUUGGGUGGGGGAAACAAGUGUUAAAACUAUAAUAGACCCUGAUUAUAUUUAAUUCUCUAACAAAUGAAACAUUCCUGGUUUCCUUUUCUUUAAAAAAUUGAAACUUGUGAUUUUGACCAUUAAACCAAGUAAAAAAAUGGUCCAUAAGUGAAAGGUGGACAAUAUAUAUAUUCACACAAUCCAGCAAACCCCUAUAGGCUUGUGCACAUGAAGCUUGGUUUCUAGCUUUGCUUUCCAACAGAAGUCCCAUUUCACGUCACUCUAAUUUUGAAAAUCUCAUUUCAAAAGUGUUUUUUUGUGUGUGUGUGAAAGGCAGAUGACGGCUGUUCAGUACCUUUCUCUGCAUUGCAGCUGACAAAAGUACUGUGUAGAGUGUUUUACAGGCCUGGAACUGUGCAACUAUUUGUGUACACUCAUUUCCUUUGUGGGGUUUUCAGAGGAGUGGAACUUUCAAAUGUACUACAUCAUUUUUAGUAUAUCUGAUAGUAAACUGUAUUUUGCAUCUGUGACAAAGGUGUGGGCUAAAAGUCUCUCCUUAUGUCCCAAGAAAUGUAUAUUUUAUAGUAACAAAAUAAUUUGAUGUUCAGAAGCUAUUAAAAUAGCAUUUAAUUUUGUUAUUUCAGAGCAAGAACAGAGUAGGGUUUUUUUGUGAUGUUUUAAGGUGAUUUAAGAGCAAAAUGCAUUAAAAGUUGAAAUCCUGUUAAUGUGCACUAUUAUUUUGAAAGGAGGAACCAUAAACGUAUAUCAUUACAGAAGUAGACAGUUAUCUAUUUCAUUUUUGGUAAUUAUUUAAAGAGGCAUAUUCAUACUAUUUGCCAACCUAUCUUGUGGUAUAAAGCUGGGUUGUCAGCACAGGCAAUGAAACAUUAAUUAUUGUUGAUCCUAACUACCUUCAAAUUUAGCAGCUUCGCUUGAAAGAUUUGUAAAUAUUUUUUUAAACAGGUGGUUGCACCCCUUGACUUCAGUAAUAAAGGACCUAAAAUUCAAA
Rhineura floridana is the source of this 5335-nucleotide messenger RNA. It is a transcript of the gene ATF1, whose product is annotated as activating transcription factor 1. Gene Ontology annotation, biological process: regulation of transcription by RNA polymerase II. The coding region runs from base 370 to 1347 and encodes 325 amino acids. NCBI's taxonomy places the organism in Eukaryota, Metazoa, Chordata, Lepidosauria, Squamata, Rhineuridae. Gene Ontology annotation, molecular function: protein binding; DNA-binding transcription factor activity, RNA polymerase II-specific; RNA polymerase II cis-regulatory region sequence-specific DNA binding. The transcript is spliced from 9 exons. Gene Ontology annotation, cellular component: ATF4-CREB1 transcription factor complex; nucleus. The record is from RefSeq and is a predicted model, not a curated record.